Molecule: messenger RNA, 1002 nt
Organism: Oppiella nova
Lineage: Eukaryota; Metazoa; Arthropoda; Arachnida; Sarcoptiformes; Oppiidae
Source: the annotation of a GenBank genome assembly
AUGUUCAACACUGCAGUGGCUUUCAGUAGCGACGGCUCACUUGUGGCGAAGUAUCACAAAACACACCUAUUCUUCGAGGAUAGUUACAACACUCCUCCCAAAGUAGAGUUCGUUUACUUCGACACUCCUUUCGGACGCCUAGACCCGGGCAUUCAAGAUGUGGUCAAAUAUGGAGUGCAAACAAUGGUGUUCCCCACCUAUUGGGGCGAUGAGUUGCCGUUUAGAUCGGCCAAACAGCUCCAGGAGGGCUGGGCUACCACUAAUCGGGUCAACCUUUUGGCAGCAAAUGUCUUGAACCUCAUGACAGGCUCUAUUGGGAGCGGUAUAUAUUCGGGCGAAAACGGACCGAUUGUCUACUCAGACAUCACCACCAAAACGGCUAAACUGUUCGUAGCGGACAUUCCCAUUAACAGUCACAACACUAGCGCCUCGUGUCUCUCCAAACGGUUUAAUAAAACCGUUUCCAUCGAGAGUUUGAAAACUGAUUCCGAGUAUAAGUCAAUGGAAAUGAACACAACAGGUCUGACUCUUAAGAAACUGGUAGACAAACAAAACUCAUCAGUUGUUUGCGAUAACGGAUUCUGUUGUCAACUCAAUUAUUCUGUGGUGUCGGAGCUGUCAUUACGGGAUGAGUCCUAUUGGCUGUUUGUGGUGAACAGUAGUGCUCACCAAAACUAUCCGAUGUGUGAAGAGACUUGUGGUGUCUUUAGAUGUGAUGACGACACCUGUCAGUCAUUCCCAACCAAAUCAAAGACUGUUUUCAAGAGUCUAAGACUAAGCGCCAAAUUCACCACUAAUUACACGUAUCCCAGCCUCACAUCAAAUGACUUGACUUUAGUUCCCAAACAGUAUUGGAUUUAUGAAAAUAACGGACAAAUUGGGUCUGAAGUGAAACUUAAUUUAGAGAAUUUUGAUAAACCAUUGCUGGCUAUGGCUUUGUACGGCAGGUGUUAUGAUAAGGACCUCCCACCUCCUUAUAAAUUCAAUCAUACCUUUGAAUAA